AUGGCACGAUCGAUCUUUACAGCCUGGCUCGUAGCAGCUGUGGCCGCCCCAAUUGCCACCGCUGGUUCCAAUUCUGUCCAACUUCAAGUUUAUGACUAUGUGGUAGUGGGAGGAGGCACAGCUGGCUCAGCACUGGCGACUAGGCUAAGCCAAGGCCUGCCAGAUAGAACCAUCCUAUUGAUCGAGGCCGGCCCUGAAGCGUUGGACGAAGAUCGCAUAAAUAUUCCCGGCAUGAAGGGGUCGACACUCGGCACUUUGUAUGAUUGGAACUUUACUACUGUGCCGCAAAUUGGGCUCAAUGGUCGAGUUCUCGGAGCCAAUAGAGGCAAAGUGCUUGGUGGAAGCUCAGCAUUGAACUUGAUGACAUGGGAUCGAUCCGCCUCUGAGGAAUACGACGGCUGGGAGCAACUGGGUAAUCCCUCUUGGAACUGGAAGAACAUGAUCGCCGCAAUGAAGGAAGUGGAGACAUUCACAGGUAUCAAUUCAUCCGACUAUGGCGACCAAGGAGUUGGCACCAGUGGACCAAUCCAUACCAUAAUAAAUAGGGUUAUACCCGCACAGCAGGAGCUAUGGUUGCAAUCUAUGGCUGGUUUGGGGAUCCCGCAUAACUUAAAUUCCUUGGGUGGCAAUCCUAUCGGAUAUAUGAACCAGCCUAGCAACAUCGACUCGCGAACAUGGACGAGGUCCUACGCCGCUAACUCUUAUAUCCCAGAAUCAGGGAGCAACUUACAUCUGCUACUAGAGACACGCGUAGCCAAAGUGAAUUUACGGAAGGGUCGAAAUUCACACACUGCGACCGGUGUUACGCUGCAAGACGGCACUAUUAUCGGCGCUAGAAGGGAGGUUAUUCUAUCCUGCGGCGCUAUCCAAAGCCCUGGCCUGCUAGAACUGUCCGGCAUAGGUAGCAAGGCGGUGCUAUCUAGGGCUGGUAUAGAUCAGAUUAUUAAUCUUGAGGGUGUAGGAGAGAAUUUGCAAGACCACGUUCGGUACCAAGCAUCAUACCAAUUGAAGGACAAUUUUACCUCAUUUGAUAUACUCAAGUACAACACCACAUAUGCGGCCACACAGCUGGCAUUAUGGCAUGCAAACCAGACUUCUUUAUAUGAUUAUACUGGUAGUGGGUACAGCUAUCUGGACUGGUACCAGGUGGUAGGCAAUAUGGCUACGAAGCUCAAUUCUCUGGCCCAAGACGUGGUACUUUCUCUUGGGUCGGUUGUCGAUAAGAAAAAGCUACAGUAUAUUGGAUCACCUUUAUCACCCCAAGUGGAAGUUAUUUUUUCAGAUGGCUACACUGGAGUCAAAGGAUACCCCACUGUCGGUUCACCUCUGUACGGAAAGGGCUUCUUCACGCUUAUUGGCGUCGUGAUGCAUCCUCUCAGCCGCGGCACCAUUCAUAUAACUUCUGCUGAUGUCGAUACGAAACCGCAAAUUGACCCACAAUACCUUUCUAACGAGUACGAUGUACAAGCCGCUAUCGAGGCUAUUAAGUACUGCCGCAAGAUUGCAAACUCGUCGCCUCUCUCUUCAGCAUGGGUAUCUGAGUUUGAACCGGGGAUGGCUGUGCAGACGGAUGAGGACUGGCGUCAGUACGUUCUCAACACUACACUUUCUAUAUAUCAUCCUGUAGGAACAUGCGCAAUGCUCCCCAAGAAAGAUGGUGGAGUGGUAAACCCACAGCUGAUCGUUUACGGCACCAACAAUCUGCGUAUUGUGGACGCAAGCAUCAUACCUGUUCUUCCGUCUGCACAUAUUCAAACGGCAGUAUACGGCAUCGCCGAGCGUGCGGCUCGAUUUAUUAUUCAUAAAUCAUAG
Trichoderma aggressivum f. europaeum is the source of this 1812-nucleotide messenger RNA. RefSeq names its product CAZyme family AA3. The record is from RefSeq and is a predicted model, not a curated record. The coding region runs from base 1 to 1812 and encodes 603 amino acids. The transcript has 2 exons. Lineage: Eukaryota; Fungi; Ascomycota; Sordariomycetes; Hypocreales; Hypocreaceae. Gene Ontology annotation, molecular function: flavin adenine dinucleotide binding; oxidoreductase activity, acting on CH-OH group of donors.